Messenger RNA from Conger conger (European conger), 1173 nucleotides. Its product is annotated as chymotrypsin-like protease CTRL-1. Gene Ontology annotation, molecular function: serine-type endopeptidase activity. NCBI's taxonomy places the organism in Eukaryota, Metazoa, Chordata, Actinopteri, Anguilliformes, Congridae. The record is from RefSeq and is a predicted model, not a curated record. Gene Ontology annotation, biological process: proteolysis. The coding region runs from base 65 to 862 and encodes 265 amino acids. The transcript is spliced from 8 exons.
CAGAGUAUAAGAACCAGGAGAGGACUGGGCCAAAGCCAUAGAGAUGGGAAGCACAGUCUGAACCAUGACCACGCUAUGGAUCCUAAGCUGUCUGGCACUGGUGGGCUCUGCACUUGGUUGUGGAGUGCCAACCAUUAAGCCACAGAUCAGCGGGUACAACAAGAUUGUGAAUGGCGAGGAAGCUGUGCCCGGGUCCUGGCCUUGGCAGGUGUCCCUACAGGACUACUCUGGGUUCCACUUCUGUGGGGGGUCCCUGAUCAGCCAGUACUGGGUUGUCACAGCUGCCCACUGCGGCGUUUCCCCCUCUCGACACAGGGUCAUUCUCGGUGAGCAUGAUCGCCAGUCCAAUGUGGAGCAGAUCCAGGUCAAGACCAUUGCUAGGGCUAUCUCUCACCCGUACUACAACAGCCAGAACUUCAACAACGACAUCACUCUGCUGAAACUGUCGUCCCCUGUCCAAAUCACCUCCCGCGUGGCCCCCGUGUGCCUGGCCGCCUCCAGCACCAAUGUGCCGUCAGGGACCCGCUGCGUCACCACCGGCUGGGGGAGGACCGAAUACACCUCUAAUUCGAGCCCGCGAUAUCUCCAGCAGGUGGCGCUUCCCCUGCUCAGCCCAGCCCAGUGCAGGCAGUACUGGGGCCAGAACCGCAUUUCUGAUGCCAUGAUCUGCGCUGGAGCCUCUGGAGUAUCCUCGUGCCAAGGAGACUCCGGUGGCCCUCUCGUCUGUGAGAAAAGUGGAGCCUGGCACCUGGUGGGUAUCGUGUCCUGGGGCACAAGCAACUGCAACGUUCGAGCGCCAGCGGUGUAUGCGCGUGUCUCCUACCUGCGCCAGUGGAUCGACCAGACUAUGGCAUACAACUAGCAGGGAGUGCCAGAAGAAGCAGUUCUCACUGGAGAGUGAGAGGGGGCAGUCUGCCAGAGGGAGGAACCUACCGUCUGCUUUGUCUACCAGCUUUCAAUUUUGAUCAAGAUUGUUAUGAGCAAAUUGUAAUUAUAAAAUAACAAUUCAGGCUAGUAUGUCUCUGUGUUAUUUUAUGUGUAUUAAGUCAGCAGUGGUAUUAAUGAACACAAGAUUUGAUGCCAAACCCUUGCCUUUCUAGCAGAGGUGAUAAGUAUUUGGACAGUGGUACAAUUUCUGUUCUUUUGGCUCUGUACUCCAGUACUGGAUUUGGA